UAUUGAUUGUUAAUUAUCUUUGUCAAAAACUAGUAUUAAAAGUAAUGAAAAAACAUUAAAAAAAGAAGAAGGGUAUUUGUGCAAAUGGACCAUAUCCAGGUGUAGGGUCGGAAUGACAGCAAUAGAAUUACAUAGCCCUCCAGGCCCAGGCAAGCAAAAGAUCAGAGAGUAUAUUUUUUUUUAAUUACAGAAGAGAAUAGAGAAUCAAGAGUUAAGAGGGAGUAAUUUUGAAAAGACAAGUAAGGAAAUGAUGGGGGAUAGUGGCAACCUGCCAAGAUUUAUGUAUUUUGCGGUGCCUUUGAUGGUUCUGUGUUUAUUGCACAAGGGUGAAGCAAUAUGGUUGAGUCUGCCGCCGACUGGUACCAAGUGCGUUUCCGAAGAACUCCAUAAUAACGUCGUCGUUUUGGCAGAUUAUGUUGUCAUCUCCGACGAUCAUGUUCACCCUACCCCCACCAUUUCCGCUAGGGUCACCUCGCCAUAUGGAAAUACUCUUCAUCAUAAGGAGAACGUAACACACAGUCAGUUUGCCUUCACAACUACAGAGGCUGGCAACUACCUAGCAUGUUUUUGGGCUGAUAAUCCAGGAGGUGGGAGUCUCAGUGUAAACAUUGACUGGAAAAAUGGAAUUACUGCCAAGGAUUGGGAAUCAGUUGCCAGAAAAGAGAAGAUAGAGGGUGUUGAGCUUGAGCUGAGAAAGCUUGAAGGAGCUGUGGAAGCCAUUCAUGAAAAUUUGAUUUACCUGAAGACCAGGGAAUCAGAGAUGCGGUCAGUGAGUGAAACGACAAAUGCACGUGUAGCUUGGUUCAGUAUCAUGUCUUUGGGAGUCUGCAUUUUGGCAUCAGUUCUGCAAAUAUUGUACUUGAAGCAAUAUUUCCAAAAGAAAAAGCUAAUUUAGGCCAUCUUUAGGUGAAACUUUUUUCCUGGAUAGCAGAAAGAACCUUAGACUACCAUAUUUUCACUCUUCUUUAACAAUUCAUUUUUUUUUUGGUUAUAUUAGUGGAUCCAGCUUUCAUCGUGUCAUACGACAAAGAUAAGAUUUACUGUCCAGCUUUUUGUGUAUACAAGGACUCAGACAUAAUGCAACAUAACUUGGAGCCAUUUGCUUUUAUUA
Molecule: messenger RNA, 1111 nt
Organism: Solanum lycopersicum (tomato)
Lineage: Eukaryota; Viridiplantae; Streptophyta; Magnoliopsida; Solanales; Solanaceae
Product: transmembrane emp24 domain-containing protein p24delta3
Biological process (GO): endoplasmic reticulum to Golgi vesicle-mediated transport; Golgi organization; intracellular protein transport
Cellular component (GO): endoplasmic reticulum-Golgi intermediate compartment; COPII-coated ER to Golgi transport vesicle; Golgi apparatus
Source: RefSeq, a predicted model, not a curated record